Messenger RNA from Sabethes cyaneus, 1368 nucleotides. RefSeq names its product lipase member H-A-like. Bases 87 to 1241 code for a protein of 384 amino acids. The record is from RefSeq and is a predicted model, not a curated record. Gene Ontology annotation, biological process: lipid metabolic process. Gene Ontology annotation, molecular function: lipase activity. NCBI's taxonomy places the organism in Eukaryota, Metazoa, Arthropoda, Insecta, Diptera, Culicidae. The transcript is spliced from 2 exons.
AUUGAACAGAUUGCAUCGAAACGAACAACGCGCGCUACGAGGAACGAGUACCUCGUAUCUCUCUUUUGUUUUCUGUAUAAAUUAAGAUGGAAGAUGCCGCAUUUUGUUUGAAAUGGAUGGUUUUUUCGACGCUAUUCUGUAUUCUGAAUGCAGGUGAUGCCCCGAUUGUGUUCCCGCAGGACGAUCACCUCACACUUGCCAGUCGGUACGAGCUGGAUAUGGACGACAUGGAGUACGAGCGGGACAGCGAUGGUGACUCACGUGUGCCACAGUUGGCGAUACCACGAAACGAUUACGAUAACUACGUGCGUCUUCCGGACAAGAAUGGAGAGUUCGAAGUGGUCUCGAGGAUAAGUGUCGUGGAGAGUCGGAAAAACAGCAGCAACUAUGAUGCUGCAACGUAUGUCAAGUUUCGAUUCUACGCCCGCUCAAACAACUACCAGCCGGUGGAGGUGAAGUUUGACGAAAUUCAGUUCCUGCCCGAUCAUCAUGGUUUUAACACGGCUUUGCCGACGAAAAUCCUCAUCCACGGUUGGUUGGGUAGCUCUGAGUCGGAGGUUGGUGAACCGUUGGCUUUGGAGUUUUUAGAACAGGGAGACUAUAAUGUGCUGGUAGUGGACUGGGAAGAGGGCGCCAGUACCUUGCUGUAUCCGGUUGCUAGAUAUAGAGUUCCGAAGGUGGCUGAUCUGGUAGCAGCCCUUAUUAAUAAUCUCUUGGAAUUUGGCCAAACUUCAGACCAGAUUGGAAUGGUAGGACAUAGCCUAGGGGCUCACAUAGCCGGCCUGGCAGGAAAGCAGGCGAAAGAAAAAGUUGCUUUCAUAAUCGGGUUAGAUCCGGCUUCGCCCUUGUUCCGCUACAAGAAAUACAUGGAGAGAUUGUCCGCCAAUGAUGCCCAAUACGUGGAGGUGAUUCACACGAACGGAAAAAUUUUGGGAUUUUUCAAGAAUAUUGGAAAUGCGGAUUUUUAUCCAAAUGGUGGAAUAACGCAACCGGGAUGCGGUUGGAGUUUAACCUGCCACCACGAACGGUCGGUUCAUUACUUUAAGGAAUCACUGCGGGAGAAAAACUAUUUGGCUAAGCGCUGUGCCGAUGUGGAGAACUUGAGUUCCCAGUGUUCCCUCGGCCGGGCAGCACUUGGGGGAUCCGAGCUGAGGCGAGCGAAUAAAAAACCAAGUGGAGUGUAUUAUGUGAUCACGGCAGCAACUAAACCUUUUUUGAGAUCGACCGCUGAGGCUGCAUAGGAUAAUAGUUGAAAUUUUAUUCGGGCGUCAUCUUUGUUGUAAAAAAAUUAUUUGAGUUCAAGCUAAAUGAAUUGUGAUAGCUGCACGUUUACACAUAAGACACAAAUAUAAAUAAACUUAUUUGACU